Messenger RNA from Octopus bimaculoides (California two-spot octopus), 1578 nucleotides. RefSeq lists its product as uncharacterized. Gene Ontology annotation, molecular function: protein binding; peptidase inhibitor activity. The record is from RefSeq and is a predicted model, not a curated record. Gene Ontology annotation, cellular component: extracellular region. NCBI's taxonomy places the organism in Eukaryota, Metazoa, Mollusca, Cephalopoda, Octopoda, Octopodidae.
UGUAAUACAUGUACGUGUGAAGUGAAUGGUAGAGUAAGCUGUACUAAUAACCCUUGUAAUUGUCUUUACAAUGGAAACACAUACCAAAUAGGUAAUACAUUUACAAAAGACUGUAAUACGUGCACAUGCAAAGCCGAUGGUAGUGUAGACUGCACGACAAAUCCAUGUACCUGUACUUACAAAACCAGAGUUUAUAAUUUCGGAGCACAAUUCAAGGAUGACUGCAACACUUGUAAAUGUCAGUAUAACGGACAAGUUGAGUGCACAAACAAACUCUGCCAAUGUACACACAAAGGACAAACUUAUAGAAUUGGUGACAGAUUUUCAGAAGAUUGCAACGAAUGUCAAUGUCUAGCAACCGGGUACGUUCAAUGUACAACCAAAGUUUGCAAAUGUACUUACAACAACCAGAUUUAUAAUGUAGGUCAAACAUUUAGACAGGGUUGUAAUACAUGUACGUGCGAAGUGAACGGUAGAGUAAGCUGUACAAAUAAGCCAUGUAACUGUAUUUACAAUGGAAACACCUACCAAAUAAGUGAUACAUUUAGAAAAGACUGUAAUACAUGCACAUGCAAAGCCGAUGGUAGUGUAGACUGCACGACAAAUCCAUGUACCUGUACUUACAAAACCAGAGUUUAUAAUUUCGGAGCACAAUUCAAGGAUGACUGCAACACUUGUAAAUGUCAGUAUAACGGACAAGUUGAGUGCACAAACAAACUCUGCCAAUGUACACACAAAGGACAAACUUAUAGAAUUGGUGACAGAUUUUCAGAAGAUUGCAACGAAUGUCAAUGUCUAGCAACCGGGUACGUUCAAUGUACAACCAAAGUUUGCAAAUGUACUUACAACAACCAGAUUUAUAAUGUAGGUCAAACAUUUAGACAGGGUUGUAAUACAUGUACGUGCGAAGUGAACGGUAGAGUAAGCUGUACAAAUAAGCCAUGUAACUGUAUUUACAAUGGAAACACCUACCAAAUAAGUGAUACAUUUAGAAAAGACUGUAAUACAUGCACAUGCAAAGCCGAUGGAAGUGUAGACUGCACGACAAACCCAUGUACCUGUACUUACAAAACCAGAGUUUAUAAUUUCGGAGCACAAUUCAACGAUGACUGCAAUACUUGUACAUGUCAAAUUAACGGUCAAGUUGAGUGCACAUAUAAAACGUGUCGAUGUACCCACAAAGGACAAACUUAUAGAAUUGGUCAGAAAUUUUAUGAAGAUUGUAACCAAUGCCAAUGUUUAUCAACUGGAUAUGUUCAAUGUCCAACCAAAGUUUGCAAAUGUACUUACAACAACCAGAUUUACAAUGUAGGUCAAAAAUUUAGACAGGGUUGUAAUACAUGUACGUGUGAAGUGAAUGGUAGAGUAAGCUGUACAAAUAACCCUUGUAACUGUAUUUACAAUGGAAACACCUACCAAAUAAGUGCUACAUUUAGAAAAGACUGCAAUACGUGCACAUGCAAAGAUGAUGGUACCAUUGGUUGCACAACAAGUCCAUGUAACUGCAAUUACAAAGGUAAGCGUUACGACAUUGGUUCUAUAUGGUAUAAUGAUUGCAACAAAUGUCAGUGCACUUCU